AUGCACGAUGAGUUCCGCUUCCCCCCAGGCGACGUCUCGACGCCGCCAACCGAUGCUAAUGUAGGCGGAGACGAUGUUACGACCGUCUCUUCUAGCAUCGCGGGACUUUUCCGCACCGUUGGGGCGCACGAUGGCGACUUUGUCGUUUUUCAAGAGGUGGUGAAUGGCAGGCUGAGAGCUCUCAUUUACCGUGAUCUAAACAGUAUUGGCCUGUCAGAAGAAGAUCUAGAGCCUUUCAGUGCGACCGAAUUUGUCAGUGGCAGCGAUAGCAGUGGCGAACCCGACGCCUGCUUCAUGCCGUCGGUGCGCGGUUCGGAUCCGAACGGGUGGCCCACACUGGUGAUUGAGACCGGCGUCACGCAGUUGCUACGGAGCCUGCACAGGAAAAUGCGUUGGUGGUUUGCGGCCUCCAACCACACCGUCGAAAUCGUUUUGCUGGUCAAAGUGUCGCGAGCCUCGCGGACGCUUCUUCUAGAGAAGCACAUUAAGGGUGUUUCACAAACGCUACGGCAGGUCGUUACCAUCGCGCCGCAUCCCAGCAGCAAUCCCGUCAUGCACGACGUGAUGGACGGGCCUUUAAUUUUGGAGUUCUCCCUGCUGUUUCUUCAGCCGGCAGACCCGGCGCGGGGGGGAGCGGGAUGUUGUGGUGGACGUCGCCCGGCUUUCAAAGCUAGCCGAGCGGGUCUGGGCCCGGUCGUAAGCCGGUUGCUGGCACGGGGGUACUGA
This is a messenger RNA of Durotheca rogersii, 726 nucleotides long. RefSeq lists its product as uncharacterized. The transcript is spliced from 2 exons. Bases 1 to 726 code for a protein of 241 amino acids. NCBI's taxonomy places the organism in Eukaryota, Fungi, Ascomycota, Sordariomycetes, Xylariales, Xylariaceae. The record is from RefSeq and is a predicted model, not a curated record.